Molecule: messenger RNA, 819 nt
Organism: Sabethes cyaneus
Lineage: Eukaryota; Metazoa; Arthropoda; Insecta; Diptera; Culicidae
Exons: 2
Coding region: 1-819 (272 amino acids)
Source: RefSeq, a predicted model, not a curated record
AUGUUGUGUCGCAGGAUGCGUUUAACCGAGCGCCACAUUCAAGCACCGCGCGAGCCUAUUGAAGGACCAAUCAUUCGACCUUGCACUGCUCGCAAAUUGGAAGGUAACGACAGGGAGGCUACGAUUUGCACACUUGGAAAUCAUGGGAGAAAGUCCACCGAAAAAGCUAAGACACCGCUGAUGAUUGUCAAUCUGAAUAUUCCUCCGGGCAUCAAAACUCUAGCGCCAAAGAGCCUAAAAUGCUCACGGAAACUGCCCCCAUUUUGCGUUCAGCAUCAACAACCAUCGAAAGGCUGUGGCCUCAAUCAAGUCAAUACGAAUGAGAUAGAAGCACAAGUUUGUACUAGUACAGCAAUACCACAAAUCUUCAUUCAAGGUUUCGAAAUUCAGGAUAAGAAACAUAUUCCCAUCAAACAACGGGAACUUUUGCAUUGCGAGAUUCGACCAAUUGCAGAAAAUGAGGAAGACAGUUUUGCCAACAUUUUGCUGGAUAGUAUUUCGAAUAUUUCUUUGGAAAUGAUAAACAGACAUCAGCAGCGACUUCAAGGGACAACUUCAACUGCUCCUAAACCUGUCAACAAGACUAACGCACCAUCCGGUUAUGAUAUGUUUUUGAAUUUAGAUUCGUACGAAAUUGAUGAUUGUGGUCCUUUGUCAGAUAAAACAGAGGACUUGAGGGAAGACUCACCGCCAAUACCGGCUGGCUAUAGAUCACUUUGCUAUCGCGCACCAAGUCCUAGCACAAGACAAAUUAUACGAGUAAAUGUUACCAUGAACAAAGAUAGGAACAAUGCAGAAAACUGUCGUUUUAAUCAUUAG